Molecule: messenger RNA, 702 nt
Organism: Coccinella septempunctata (seven-spotted ladybird)
Lineage: Eukaryota; Metazoa; Arthropoda; Insecta; Coleoptera; Coccinellidae
Exons: 3
Coding region: 154-693 (179 amino acids)
Source: RefSeq, a predicted model, not a curated record
AUGCCAGAGACGAGUCUCUGAUGAUAACAAAAACCAAACUCUUUGCAAAAACAAAGAUUAAAUUGAUACCUGGUGUUGACACCAGAGACAACAACUGUGAAACUCUGUCGUAGAUAUAGAUUAUCUACGAACUCUGUUGUCUUCCCCUCAUACAUGCAUGAAAUCAAAACUGUAAAAAUGAAAAACGUUGAAAUCAAAGCAUCUAUCGAAAAUAGGGAUGAACUUGAAAGCAUUAUCAAUGAAAUGAAUUUGGGUUCUGCAGAAGUUAUAAUUCAACACGACAUCUUUUUCAAAACACCUAAAGGUCGAUUGAAAAUGAGAAAAUUCAAGGAUAAUGGUGGUGAACUAAUCUUUUAUGAAAGAGAUGAUACUGAAGGACCCAAGUUAUCUACUUAUAAUAAAAUGAACCUCUCUAGAGAAGAUGUUGCAAAUUUAUCUACAAUUUUGAGUCAGUCAUUGGGCGUACACGGAGAAGUGAAAAAAACCAGAUAUUUAUAUUUAUUUGAACAAACUAGAAUUCACAUAGAUUAUGUUGAAGAACUAGGAAACUUUCUAGAAUUGGAGGUUGUGCUCACACCAAAUCAAUCACCUGAAGAAGGACAGAUGAUAGCUGAAUCAAUAAUGAAGAAAUUAAAGGUAGAUUCAAAAAAUCUCAUUUCUUGUUCUUACAUGGAUCUUAUAAAAAAUAAAUAAUAUUUUGUA